Naumovozyma castellii is the source of this 561-nucleotide messenger RNA. It is a transcript of the gene ABF2, whose product is annotated as DNA-binding protein ABF2. NCBI's taxonomy places the organism in Eukaryota, Fungi, Ascomycota, Saccharomycetes, Saccharomycetales, Saccharomycetaceae. The transcript has a single exon. The record is from RefSeq and is a predicted model, not a curated record. The coding region runs from base 1 to 561 and encodes 186 amino acids.
AUGUUAUCUCGUUCCACCACUAGACUCUUUAAAGCUCCUCAAUUGGCAGCCUCCACUAGAACUUUUUUCCAAAACUCUCUGCUUGAUAAGUCAGUUUCAAGAUCAGAGUUAAGAUCUCAAUUGAAAAAGGAAAAUGGCGUCAAGAGACCUAUGUCUGCCUAUUUAUUCUAUUACCAGGCAAAUAGAGAAAAAUUAGCAGAGGCUAAUCCAAAUAUCCAUAUGAAGGAUAUCGCAAAAUUGGCAUCUGAAAAAUGGAACACUUUAUCCAAUCAAGAAAAAUUACCCUUUGAAAGGAAAUCAUCAGAGCAAAUGGAACAAUACCAUAAACAAAUGAACGCAAUUGAAGCAAAAUUGCCUCCUAAGAAACCCUUACCUGCCUUCUUGGCAUUUUCAAAGGAAGUCCGUCCAACUAUUGUAGAACAAGAUCCAUCUUUAACUUUUGCUGAAAUUAGCUCAAUCAUUGGUGAAAAAUGGAGAGAUUUAGAUCCAGCUGUCAAAGACGAAUAUAUCGAAGAUUAUAAAUUGAGAUUGCAAGACUGGCAAAAGCAAACUUCUCAUUAG